Chilo suppressalis (striped riceborer) is the source of this 795-nucleotide messenger RNA. Lineage: Eukaryota; Metazoa; Arthropoda; Insecta; Lepidoptera; Crambidae. The record is from the annotation of a GenBank genome assembly.
AUGCGUGUUACAGUGAACUUGAUCAUACUGUAUGUCGCUGUUGCGGCAGCUGCCAACAACCAAGCCAGAAUUCCAAUACCAGCUGGUAUACAUCCUCAAGUAGCAGCCUUGUUGCGUGCUGGCAAUUUACAGAGAUACACCCAAACAUGCGCUGGAACUAUACUUAAUAACCGAUCAGUGCUCACAGCUGCCCGUUGCGUGAGUGACGGCAGAGAUGUAGAUGAGCCCAACCUUUGGCGUUUCCGCGUUGGAUCAUCUCGGUGGGACAUUGGUGGUGACGUGUACCUCGUCAGGAACAUCAUCAUCAAUGACUUCGACCAAUGGAGUAUGAUGAACGAUGUGGCUGUCCUGCGCUCUGCGGGCACCAUAGUCUUCGGGCCUAACGUGCAACCCGGCCAAUUUGCUGGCUCUGACUACUUCCUCCAAAAUAACCAAGCAAUUAGCACCGUUGGGUGGGGUUACCUUGGCUUCCCGUUGUGGUAUCCCAAAAAUUACUCGGAGCUGCAACGCGUGCAACUGUGGACGAUCGACGUGAACAUCUGCCGGCAAUCAUACUUCGCAGAAGGAUUUUACGUACAAAACUCUAUGAUUUGCUCCGGGUUCAUUAAUCCCAACGCAGUCGCCGGCGCCUCGGUUCGUGAUAGAUGCUUCGGGGAGCCCGGUGCUCCUAUGUUUCAUUCCAAUGUUGUGGUCGGUAUCAGGUCCUACGGUCUCAGCUGUAUGAGUAACGCCGCCAUUCCCUCGAUUAACACACGAGUGAGCAGUCACAUCGAUUGGAUCAUCAGCAACGCUUAA